CUUCUUCUUCUAUCCUCAAACACCUCCCCUCUCUUCCUCUAACUGCUCCUAUAUAUACAUAUCUGCCCCAGCGCCCACGCACGACUCCAGGAGAGAGCCCACCACGCACGACAGAGAGAGAGGGAGAGCGCCAUCCCGAGAGAUGAGCAGCGGUGGCAGCAUGUCGCCGGCGAUGGCGAGGUCCAGCGGUGGCAGCAUGUCCCCGGCGAUGGCGUGGUCACCGUCAUCCAGGAGGCGGGAGCACAGGAACGGCGGCGGCCGCUUCAGGGCGGAGAUCGAGAUGGACACGGGCGUCGCCCUUCCCAGGGGCCCGGAGCUUGGGUUCGCCGCCGCCGUGCGAGAGCCGCUGGUGAGGCUGCAGCGCCCCAAGUACGACUUCGAGAGGUGGGACUGGGGCUACUUCGCAUGGCCGCACGACCGUCUCGACGCCAAUAUGGAGAUGAGGGACAGCGAUCCGAGGGCGACAUUCGAGGCGGACUCCAAGGUGACAGAGAGCUUCCUGAGCCGGAGCAUACUGCAGGUAGAGGCCGGCGAAGGCUUCCCGAGCCAGAGCUCGCCGCAGCUAGAGGCGAGCGAUGGCGGCUUCGCGAUCCAGAGCACGCUGCAGCUAGAGGCCGGCCAAGGCUUCCCGAGUCAGAGCACGCUGGAGCUACAGACCGGCCAGUGCUGCCUGUGUCAGAGCAGGCUGCAGCUGGAGGCCGGCCAGUGCUUCCUGUGUCAGAGCACGCCGAAGCUGGAGUCGGGCCACGGACAGGGCUUCCCGUGUCAGAGCACGCUGGAGCUGGAGGCCGCCGAGGGCUUCCUAAUAAGCCAGAGCUGGCCGCAGCCGGAGGCGAGCGACGGCUUCCCGAGCCAGAGCACGCUGCAGCUCGAGGCCGGCGAAGGCUCCCCAAGCGGCCGGAGCAUGCUGCCGGUAGAGUUCGACGACGACACGCCCCUCGGACGCUACGCGCCGUGGCGUCGGGGAUGCGCGGAGUCCAGCCCGUUCCUGCUGGACCAUUGCAUGGCACCGCAUGGUCGCUGGGCAUACUAGGAGCAGGAGCGAGCCACACCAUGACCAUAUCCCCCCUUGUCUGCAGCACACUGAGACAGAAAUAGAUCGCCAUGAAAGAUCGGACGACGAUCUGCCAACAUAAUCCCCAAAUCUGAAGAUUUUGGGUACGGGGUCUUGACAACAGGGGAGCUAAGCCAGGAGAAGCAGAAGGUCGUUGACGGGACGAUGGCGUCUGUUGAUUCGUAGGUUGAGACUUGAGAGGCUGAUGCGUCUGGCAUCAGUUUGCUGAUCGGGAUAUAGCAGGAUUAGCAUCGACAAGUUUUGGUUCAAACUUCAAAGCUGUUAUAGAAAGAACGGAAACUCUGUACAGUAGAGAUAUACAUACACACCCAUGUAAAGCUCCCCAGAAUUCCAUAGCUCUUCUGAAUGUCCAUGCAGUACACUACUCGUACCUGAUUUUAUCAUUUGAUUGUCUUCGAUCUCCUA
Messenger RNA from Triticum urartu, 1480 nucleotides. The record is from RefSeq and is a predicted model, not a curated record. Lineage: Eukaryota; Viridiplantae; Streptophyta; Magnoliopsida; Poales; Poaceae.